Molecule: messenger RNA, 1029 nt
Organism: Cantharellus anzutake
Lineage: Eukaryota; Fungi; Basidiomycota; Agaricomycetes; Cantharellales; Hydnaceae
Exons: 4
Coding region: 158-988 (276 amino acids)
Source: RefSeq, a predicted model, not a curated record
GGGACAAUAAUCCCAUUGAACCGGUGAACGUUAGAGGGCGGGACAUCCUAACGCUUGGUCUUGUCGAUGGUAUCUCAGAUGUGCUCCCAGUCGAUGGGGUAAUCGGGGCGUUGCACAUGUGGAUCCAGAUGGCUUUCUGGCAACUCACGGAGCACACAUGAUUGUGAAUAUUGGUCUGGGUACACUCGUGGCUCGCGCCAGCGAGGCACAUGGAAAAGCCCGUCAGAAUGCACCUGUUGAAUGGCAUGUUGCCAACCCUAGCACCGAUGGUUUCCGGGGACUCGAGACGACGGCAGUUCAUAAGUUCCAACUCGGCGUGUGUCACAAGUUGUUUGAAGAACAUGCGAAGCUGGAGCCUGGCAUUGUUUCCACGGGUCCGGGUUGGUUUUGCCCUUACGUGUAUUCCACUCAUCGUCAACCUUUGGUGUCACGAAUCAAUGAGAUUUCCUUCGUUCAACUCCGCGGGCCAAUCAUCGCUGCUGACCAGAUCCUAGCCUUUCAACUCGUCGGCUUUUUCAAAUCCAUAUUCGGACGCCUCAUCUCUUUUGUAAAUUCGUCGCCCACAUUUCAACCUCCCAAGACCCCUUCAACGUCUCGUGCGCUUGUGUGCAUCGCCGGAAUAUCACCUUUCAGAGGCCUUUGGUCCCAAGGUCGAAGGCCCGACCAGUGCAAGAUGUGGUUCCACGUCAUGAAUGGAGUGCCUGGAAUAGCAAUUCCAGUGGUCGACUCAUCUCCACUCUUAGCUUGGCAUGGGAAGGACCUUGGCGAACUAGAGAUGAAAGACCUUGCUGAAGUCUUGGAGUACGUUUCGACGCUCUUGGACCCAGCAUACCAGAUCAAAUUUUCUACGUUGAACGCGGCGCUGGAGUGCAUGAUCGGAAAUGCAAUUGGGGGGAGGAAAGCAGCGAAGAAACUUAAUAGCGAUUUCGACCUUGAUCGUACUGGAAUCCUAGUGAUCAAAUAUGGUACAGCCGCAGUGACUGUUUGAUCGAUAUUUUAAGCUCAUCCUCGUAUCACUCGGUUUUCCGG